Drosophila sechellia is the source of this 756-nucleotide messenger RNA. RefSeq lists its product as uncharacterized. The coding region runs from base 1 to 702 and encodes 233 amino acids. The record is from RefSeq and is a predicted model, not a curated record. Gene Ontology annotation, cellular component: membrane. NCBI's taxonomy places the organism in Eukaryota, Metazoa, Arthropoda, Insecta, Diptera, Drosophilidae. The transcript is spliced from 4 exons.
AUGGUAGAGGGCAUGAUAAAAAAGCUAACUGCUAUUUUAUUUGGGCUUGUAUUGGCUGUAUUAUUUCGAGUAAUUAUACCCUUUACUCUGCGACUUAAAAGCGCUGAAAUAACCAUCAAUGUGCUUAACUGUUUUAAUUUUCUAACAAGUACCGUUUCAAUUAUUUUAUGCCUUAAUUUGGUCAGCCUAUACUUAGCCAAUUUGCGUGAUGAUUGGCUUGUUCUAGGGCUUAUACCGCUGCAGAUACUCGUCCUUCAUUGGACGUACUUCGCAAUUUCAAAACAACUAGAAGCCAUGAACAUGAGCUAUAGUACAUUCGUGGAUAGCUUAAACCUUAAAUGGCUGGCUUACUCCAAUUUUAACAAGACAGAUUGGCCUUCGGUUGAAAAUGCGGUUUUAUGCUGUGGACUGGAGGGUCCCCGUUCUUAUAUGGAUUAUCUACAAGGGGUUCCAACCCACUGCUAUCAUCCCGACCUUAUCACCCAAGGUUGCAGUGACUUUGUUAAAAACAUUUUUAUGCCGAUGCAACAAAUAAGUAAGUUGCUGCUCAGAUUGGCAAUUUUUGUGGAACUGGUAAUAUUACUUACUCUUGCUGCAACGCUUUUAAAGAAAUGCAUUUCUUUGAUUGGCGAAAGGAAACAUAAAAGAAUUAUUACACAGGGGCUUGCGGUACUAAUAGAUUUAUUUAAAAACACAUUUUAAACACAAGCCUUUUUCACCCAAACCAGACACUACUGCCCUAUGCACAACACGACA